AUGAGUGCUUCUAAAAUGCAUAAAGACAAAGGCUUUGGCAAGCGAUCAAGAUAUAACACUUCGCUUAUUGCUCGUUUUCGAACCAAACGUCAAUUGGAAGCGUGGACGGAAGAGCGACGACAGCAGGGACUUGUGUGGAGGUUCAACACUCGAUAUGAUUCAAAAGUUGGGCUUACCGAGUAUUGGCAUUGUGCGCAUAAAGAAGAUGGCCUCUACAUAUGCCCGGCUCGUAUGAAAAUUCUCUUCAACAGUAUCCAUGGCAUUUUCGUCUUUUCAUCGAGUAAUCGUCAACACAAUCAUGACUCGCUGCCUCCACCUGUGGUGGAUGUGCCUCAAGUAAUGGCGUUGGAACCCUACCCUUUGCAACGCGCUCAGAUCAUCAACAUGACUCCUAGAAUCGUCACUCAUCCAACAAACAUGGAAUCAACUUCAACGACUACCGAGCAAGCGGGAAGCCGAGAAACUAGAGGAUAG
This is a messenger RNA of Meloidogyne enterolobii, 474 nucleotides long. Lineage: Eukaryota; Metazoa; Nematoda; Chromadorea; Rhabditida; Meloidogynidae. The record is from the annotation of a GenBank genome assembly.